AAGCGGUGAACCAAGAGGGAGUAAUUAUGAUGAUGGGAACGACUUCAUGGAUGUAUUGAUGUCAGUUCUUGAUGAAGAAAAGGGUGAUCUCUUCUUUGGUUACAGUCGAGACACUGUCAUCAAAUCUACAUGUCUGCAACUUAUCGUGGCCGCUUCGGAUACAACGUCACUUGCAAUGACAUGGGCUCUCUCACUGCUGCUCACCAAUCCUAAUGUCUUACGGAAGGCUCAGGAUGAGCUUGAUACCAAAGUUGGCAAGGACAGAAUAAUAGAGGAGCACGAUAUCGAGUGUCUCGUCUACCUCCAAGCAAUUGUCAAGGAAACACUACGACUGUACCCUCCUGGACCACCUCCGUACCCCAUGAGGCUAUGGAAGAUUGCACUGUUGCGUGAUCCUCGAGUGUGGUCAAACCCGUCAGCGUUUCAGCCUGAGAGGUUUCUUCCAGAGUCAGAUGGUGGUUUUGGUGGUGCAGAAGCAAAAUUCGACUUUAGGGGCCAACAUUUUGAGUACACGCCAUUUGGAUCAGGAAGAAGGAUAUGCCCAGGUAUCGACUUUUUCCACCAGACAGUUCACAUGGCACUAGCUCGUCUUCUUCAGGCAUUUGAUUUCAACACAGCUGGAGGACUAGUUAUAGAUAUGGCGGAAGGUCCAGGUCUAACCAUGCCCAAAGUAACCCCACUUGAAGUUCACCUAAACCCACGUCUGCCAGUCACACUUUACUAG
Messenger RNA from Papaver somniferum (opium poppy), 724 nucleotides. RefSeq names its product cytochrome P450 82C4-like. The record is from RefSeq and is a predicted model, not a curated record. Gene Ontology annotation, biological process: defense response to other organism. Bases 47 to 724 code for a protein of 225 amino acids. NCBI's taxonomy places the organism in Eukaryota, Viridiplantae, Streptophyta, Magnoliopsida, Ranunculales, Papaveraceae. The transcript has 3 exons. Gene Ontology annotation, molecular function: heme binding; oxidoreductase activity, acting on paired donors, with incorporation or reduction of molecular oxygen; iron ion binding.